Molecule: messenger RNA, 2161 nt
Organism: Hydractinia symbiolongicarpus
Lineage: Eukaryota; Metazoa; Cnidaria; Hydrozoa; Anthoathecata; Hydractiniidae
Product: MFS-type transporter SLC18B1-like
Exons: 2
Coding region: 353-1900 (515 amino acids)
Biological process (GO): transmembrane transport
Molecular function (GO): transmembrane transporter activity
Source: RefSeq, a predicted model, not a curated record
AAUUAUAAUAAUGAAACGGCAAAAAUAUCUGCUCAAGAUGCAGUAAACGACAUCCUGCAAUUUGUCUACAACGAUGAAGACGCAGACGACACUGAUGAUGAAAGUGAUCUAAAUGAUCUAAAUGGAAAUGAGAAUGAAGACUUACAAAUUCCUGAGCAAGAUCAUUGUGAGUCUGAUGAGGAGCAAAAUAUGGCAGUACAGAACAACGACAGCGAUAUUGAUGAAGAACUCAACCCCAACCCACGUUACCCAAAAAGAAUGCUAACUUACCAAAGAAAAGUCCAUUCCAUAGAAUCUGCUCUAGAUGAGUCCAGCUACCAGCCAAUGAAUAUUCCUAAAAAAGGUAAAAAAAAUGAAAGGGAUCAUUGAAAAUAAACAAGAUAAAAAGAAAACACUUAUAUAUAACUUUUCAAACCAGAAACCAGACAAUAUCGGUCGACAGAGAAGGGCUGACGUUAUAAAAGACAAACCAGGUCCAGUGCCCAGGGCUAGAAAUACUUGUGAACCUGUUGAUGCAUUUCACAUGUUUUUUACCAAAGAAAUGUUUGAACUAAUACUAGAAAAUACUAACAGAAAAAUUAAUAACUUACGUGCAUCGCUUUCGGAAGAAAAAUUGCAGUCGUUUAUGAAAAUCACGAUAAUCGACGAGAUUCAAGCUUUUGUCGGAUUGAUGUUGUAUAGGGGACUUUUCAGCCUCAAUAAUUUCUCACUCCUAAAGCUCUUUUCGGAUAAAUAUGGACCACCAAUAUUUGCUGCAACCAUGUCACGUAACCGAUUCUUUUUUCUUUUACGGUGUUUUUGUUUUGAUGACGAAUCUACACGUGCGGAACGCUGGAAACAAGAUCGCUUUGCGGCUGCACGAGAACUUUUUGAAAUGUUCAACGAGCAAUGCAUGACAUCUAUGAAGGCAACAGACUUUUUGUCCUUGGAUGAAACUCUGUAUCCUAUGCGAAGCCAGAUCGCCUUCAAACAGUACAAUCCAAAUAAACCUGCAAAGUACGGGCUACUUUUCAAGUCGUUGAAUUCUGCUCGCUACCCGUAUACAUAUGUAACUACACCAUAUGCAGGCAAACCACAAGCUGGAGAUGGUGAAUUUUACCGUCCAGGUACAGAAAAUGUAACCACGUAUCUGAUCAAUCGACUUGACAAUCAAAAGCUCGAAGGUAAAAACAUCUCAUUUGAUCGCCUUUACACAACAUUUACCCUUGCGACAUGGCUUCUCACUGAAAAACAUGUGACUUGCAUUGGUACCCUGAUUGCAAACAGAAGGGGUUUACCGAAGGAUAUCAAAAACGUUGAUAAGCGGGAAGUCCUUUCGACUGAAUUUUAUUGGGAUGACAAGAACGAUCUCAUCUUGGGUUCGUAUGUUGUUAGUACCUCGACAAAAAAAAAGAAUGUAAUGAUCCUUUCUACCUACAGACCCUUUCUUGGCACCACUAUUGACGAUGGGAAGAUCAAAGCUAUGCUGUACAAGCUUUAUGAUUUUACCAAAGGUGGGACAGAUAUAGUUGACCAACGGAUGGGGUUUCACACCAGCAAAUUCAAAUCGCGAAAAUGGUCAAUGGUAGCAUUCGCAUACAUUCUCGACAUGGCACGCGUAAAUUUAUCUACUUUAUUCGCGCUGAAUAAUAAAAUUGAUCCUUUGAAACAGGAUUCUUUUGAUUUUGGAAUGUCCCUUGUUUUCGGUCUUGUCGGUCCUUUCGUCAAGCAACGUGAUCCGGCAAACCUAAAGCCAGGCAUCAAACAGAAAAUUGCAUUGACACUUGCAUCAAUGGGUAUCCCGAAUGCCGUGACCCCAACACCGGUCAAUGCUAGAUUUCCCGCCGUAGGUGAAAGGAGAAGAAGAUGCAAAAUUUGUAUUGAAGGGAUGGAACAUGGUGUAACUCAAGACAAUUACUAAGUCAAAAAUCGUUAUGUCAAUCGUGCGGUAAUAGUACAUGUCAGAAACAUCUUGUCCGUAUUUGCCAUAGUUGUAUGGACUAACUUUUGAAUGCGCAAUUGACUUUUUUCAUCCAGUUGUCUUGUUUUAUUUUAUUUUACUACUUUAGGAACUAGUUUUACUAAAUUUCCUCUGCUUUUUAUAUAUUUUACUGAUAUAUAGUAUGGAAAUUUACUUCGUUUACCCUGAUUUUCCUACUUUUUACGUAUAAAAUUUUGGAAA